Messenger RNA from Caenorhabditis bovis, 1572 nucleotides. The record is from the annotation of a GenBank genome assembly. NCBI's taxonomy places the organism in Eukaryota, Metazoa, Nematoda, Chromadorea, Rhabditida, Rhabditidae.
AUGUCUUCAGGAUCCGUCGAAACAGCCUCGGAAGCAGGUGGGAUACAUAAGAAGCAACGAAAUAAUAGUUCAUGCGGCUCAAACGGCUCUGUUAAAAAAACGAAAACAAACUGGAACCCAUUCAAAAAAGUACUCAAUUUGGUAAAGGGUCAUCAGUCAUCGACUUUGUCAGAAACGUCGGAAUCAGAUGAAAUAGUUUACAGGUGGAUGUCGUCAUGUUUCUCAGCAAAAUGCCCAAUUUUUGCAAAAAACCCUCAAUUCAAUAUGGUGUACUGUGUUCUUCCGUCUCUUCAGAUAUUCAUAAUUAUUUACAUGGCGUGUGAGGACAAAAUGAAGAAGCAUCUGAAGUCAUUGUUCCAACUCGCCGAAUCCGAUUUUCGUGAUCUCGAACGAAUCUCGAAGUCGCUGAAGAAGCUCACAACCAAGAACGGAUUCUUCACGUUCGUUCAGUUUUUAGUCGACGAAGAGAAAACGACAACGGUUUGCAAAUCGCUUAUGAAGGAGAGCAAAAUGAUAGUUGGGCAACAAGUGUUUUUUUCAAUUCGCCCAUCGCGCCUUCAACGAUAUCUCUGCUCAUUGUGCUUUUCGCCUGUGAGCAUUCAACGAGCAAAUCUUCUGACGACAAAUGCUUAUUGUUCAACUGGUCUCGAGACGACAUGGUUCGGAAAAGCGCGAGCCAUCGGAAAAGCGCGAUUCUCGUGCACCUACUCAAAAUCGAAUUUCGAGCCAUUCUUCGAACUUAAAACAAGAUAUCGCAAAACGCGAAAUGAAGCAUUUGAGAUAAUUCAAUUUGAUUUCAUGACGAAUGAUUCGAAACUGACAAAAGGAUCAAUUAUUAUUAUGCGCCCGCAUUGUGUUGGACAACUUCCUUAUGAGAAUCUGACCUUGACGACUACAUCGCUUCAAAGUAUUGUGAAUACACUAGAUAACUCAAAAGAGCACACGGGACUCAUACUUCUACCAUCAUUCAGCGUCUCGUCUCGUCACGAUUUGUGGAAGAACCUUAUUCGGCAAGGUGUUCAUCCUGAUCUUGGACAAACGUCGAAACUUCCACCGAUUGGCUCUCUGUGGCAUUGGUCCAAUUUAUCAAUCAAUGAAAACGGAAUUCGCGAUUCGGUGAAGACGUCGAAAAAAAUGCCGCAUGAAGAGUUGCAUGGUGGUCCGCCAAAAAAUUUGCUAUUCGAAAAGAGCCAACCAUACUCGAUGCGAAUCGACUCGCCGUUCUCUUAUAUUAUAAACCUUGACGGCAUUCCGGUUUUUAUCGGCUCGUAUUUUGGGACCCCUCCGCCAAAGAAUGCUGAAAUGUUCAUGAGGGCACCGGAAAGGAUUUGCCGAAAGAAACGCAUAAAGGUGCGGAAGCGUCGAGAGACGCGAACUCGUAAGCAGAAGCUCCUCGAAAAGAUUCGAAAAAACAAGGAAAAGGAGCGCGCCAGAGAGGCGAAGGAAAAGAAGAAGAUCCCAUCGGCUUCAUCGUCUUCGGCAAGCUCAUCGGCCGAGAGCACGACUACUGCUAAAUCGAAAGACAGUGAAGUUAGAAACGUUUUCAAAAUCUUUAAAUGGAAUCGAAAAUGA